AUUACAUCCGGGUACUAUCCACUUUACACGACGCCAUUUCCUGUGUAAAAUUUCCAUAACAAAAUGGGAAGGAAAAAGAAGAAGCAACUGAAACCCUGGUGUUGGUAUUGCAACAGAGAGUUUGAUGAUGAGAAGAUUUUAAUACAGCAUCAGAAAGCAAAACACUUCAAAUGUCACAUAUGUCACAAGAAAUUGUACACUGGGCCUGGUUUAUCUAUACAUUGUAUGCAGGUACACAAGGACAAAAUUGACAAGAUACCAAAUGCUUUACCAGGAAGAAAUAAUGUUGAAAUUGAAAUAUAUGGCAUGGAAGGUAUACCUGAUGGAGACAUUAAGGACCAUGAGAAACAAAAACAAGAACCACCUAGUAAGAGGAUGAGAGAAGAUGAUGGUGAUGACGAUGGCGAUGAUGAUGACAGCAAUCAGGGAAAUAAUAAUCAGUAUAACAAUUAUGGUAUGCCUCCUCCCAUGGGGCCAGGUAUGCCACCAUUUGGUAUGCCGCCAGGUAUGCCACCCAUGCCACCAGGGCCAAUGGGUCCAAUGGGACCAAUGGGUCCUAUGGGUCCUAUGGGACCCAUGCCACCAAUGGGUCCUAUGGGUCCAAUGGGGAUGCCCCCAGGAAUGCCACCCAUGCCUCCUAGGAACUUCAUGCCAGGUAAUGGACCACCACCACCCAUGCAGCCUCCUAUGUCAUCUUCAGCACCAUCCAAGCCUUUAUUUCCUGCUGCAGCUCAGUCAUCUAUGGCAAACACAUCAUCAGGCCAGUCAUACAAGUCAUCAGCGAUUAGCAGUCAAGCCAAGCCAACAUUCCCCGCAGCAGCAGCAGCAGCUUCUAAUACUGCCUCCUCUUCCCCGUCCCGGGCCACAAUAACUGGUGCACCACAGAUAAAGAAACCAGAGUCUAGCUCAGGUUUGACCUCUAAACUCAUGCAUCCUGAUGAGGAUAUUUCCCUGGAGGAAAGGAGAGCUACUUUGCCGAAAUACAAACAAUUGAUAUCUGGAGGAGGUAUGAGGGGAGGAUCAUCUAGUGGUAUGGGAGGCAUAAAUGACAACCAAUGGGGAGGAUUUAGGCCACAGAUGCAGCAAGGAAAUCACUACUGAGAUUGCCCACAUACAACCAUGUCACUGUUGAGGUCAUCCGUAUCAUCCACAAUUGCUGUGUGGUUCAACCCCAUCUGCCAUUUCCAAUGCUGUCCUGUUGGCAGUUAAGUUAAGUGAAGCAGAAGUCACUGUGUGGACAGCAGUGCAUAUCAUCUUCACCUCCAUAUCUGAAGUUUAAUUUAUGAGAUGUUUUUACUCUCUCUCUCUCUCUUGUAAUAAUAUUUUGUAGAUAAAGAGCCCUUUGGGUGUAUGGCUGGUCUUGUGUGCUUAAUGGAAGGUAAGACUUAGCCAGGUUAAUUAAAAAACUGUUUUAAAAAGUUAAGAUGAUAAUGAAGGAUCCUAGAACACUUCUGGGUCGACAAGACGCUGGUAAGUGUUAUAAUCAGCGUGAAGAUUUAUGAUUGUGAUUUUAAUUCUGAAUUUAGCUUUACAAUUUGUGGAUAAUUUAUCUAUAAAUGCUGUCCAUUGAUAUGAAAAAGUGUAAUUUUUAUCAAUAAAAUAUGAAGUCAUUGUAUAUAACAUUACAUUUAUGAAGUCUUUUAUUUAUUUCUUGGUUCUUUUCUUUAUCUUCAUAAAAUCAGAUUUCUAAUAGAGACAGAUCUGUUCAUGGUUGAAUAAAAUCCAGUUGAAUAACAUGGACCUCUGCAUUGAUAAUAUAACAAUGACACUCGGAUAGCUGAGAACCAUCAGUUCAGCAGUCAGUUUUUUCAGACUUGUGGACAUAAAUGCAUUGAUGAAGUCAGUUGAACUUAUUUGCCACAAAAGUUUUAUGCUAGUGACUGAAAAAUGUGUUUUCAAAAUGAAGUAAGAUGCAUGUAAGCAAAUUAAUCAUUGCAAACUGAAACAUACAGAUGAUGGUAAAAACAUGAAUUGUUGUAGUAUAUUUUUGCCUCUAUGGCACUGUUCAGCUGACUUCAUUCAGUGUACCAGAAAGCAAGGCAAGUGAUGUAUUACUCAUUAGUUAACUGUUAAUAUAGCGUUCAUACUUUAAUAACCGACAGUGUUAAUUGACUGGGUCACCACAUAGAUUCCACCUACUCCAACAGGCAAGUGAACAAUGUCACAGUGAAAGAGGAAAUCUUCACUGUUGGGCAUUGUUGCCCCCAACUUAAGUUGGCGAUGUUUCUCCUUUACAUUUUGUUAUGAGUUCUAUUACGCUAGGUCAGUUUGGGACUUUACGGUGAUCAAGGCAAGUUGUCACAGCAAGUAUUCUUGUUGUUGGGCCUAGUCGCCCCCAACAUUCUGUUGGUGACUACAUUUUUUUUGUCAGAGUACUCUGGACACAAAUAUUGAAGUAAACUUAUAAGAGAUUCCUAAAGGAAAUGGUAAUACAGCUAAUGAUCAUUGAUUAAGAGGGGUAACACAUGUGUCCAGAGUAUAGAUUGGUGUAUAGAGGUCAUUAGGCUCGGGUUGCAGAGUAUCGAAUACAGGCAAGUGGUCACAGCAAAUAAGCUUGCUGUUGGGUCUCUGUACCCCCAACUUAACCUGUUGGUGACUAAACUGGCACAUCAACAUUUGAUUAUUAAAUAUGAUAUACAAGUGGUCACAGCGAGAUAAGCUGUUGGGCCAAGGCCCCCAACAUUAUGUUGGUGACUGCUGUGUUUUUGUAUGUUAUUUUCUUGUUUAAUGGUCACAGCAAGUCAAUUUGCUGUUGGGUUUCAUGCCCCCAACAAUGUUGGCGACUAGAAUUGUUAACAAAUGGGUUUUUGUUUCACUGUUGCAUGGUUUCAGUUAGAAUUGUGCUAAAGAUGAAUAUUUAAAAAAUACUGUUUUCUUGGAAUAUCUGGUAUUAUAUGUUUUACAUACAAGAUCAAUAUUGAAAACAACUGUUAGACAAAUUAUACAUGUUUUCAGAAUGGAGUAAGAUUUCUGUAAUACUAUAUAGUGAGUCUAGUUUUCGUAAAACCAUGUAUUUGUAAAGAAAACCUUUCAUUAGAUAUCAGAUAUUGUAGAAAGAUUGGAGUAAAAAUCUGUUGAGAUCUGCAAUACCUUGCUUGUGCAUUGCUGUUUGAUAAUGUCAUUAUUUUCUCUGUGCAGCCAAGAAGCAGACAGGCUCUAGGGUGUUUAUCAGGACUGGUGAGCUCUUCACCGGUAGGUACACCAUAGACAUCCAACUAGCACAUCAAGUUUUUUAAGAUUGCUUAGAUUGCAAAGCUACAAUGAUACCUUUAAUGAGGAUAUUUAUUGAGUUUUGAAACCAUUUCCUUGGGAAAAUAUUUGGGAGUUGAUUGUUGAACAUGCAGACAAGACAGAAAGUAAUACCCACCUUCUCAACAUGAACAUGUAAUAUCCCAUACUGUUGGAUAUGACAGUAGUUGUGUUUAGAUAUUGGUAAACUAAGGAUUGGUAGAGAAGACAUUGAAGAUACUCUCCUUUUCUUUCCCUGCUCGUGUUCGGUUUUGGUAGGUUCUGGAGUGUGAUAGAAUAUUGUUUUUAGUAUAUUAAUAAAGAGAUAACUGGAUAUAAAGCACUUCUUUACCUACUACCUAUUGAGUAUCUAAACUUCAUCUCAACACAGUGACGGUGCGCCAAUUUUGUCAGGAUUCAGUAAUUGGAACACUGAUCAUCUCCAAUCAGUCAAGAUAAGAAGGUAAGGCCACCAAAAGUACGUAGAUGUAAAUGUUAACUUUUGUAUGAAACAUUGUUUUGUUAUCGUAAAAUAUGAUGCUUGGCCACAUAAGAUUUACAUGAAUUCAAAAAUUAAUUUACUGUUCCAUCAUAUGGAGAAGAGGCUGGACAAUUUAUAUGGCUGUUUGGGGUUUGGUCACAUGACCGAGUGUUUGAAGGUGCUAUAGGUCUUGUAAAUGUUGUAUGGACCUUUGAAUGAUAGUUGCAUUUGUGUGUUUUACCUAAUAUUAAAAAAGACAUGAAGUGAAAUUUAUAUAUGAGUUUUACCAACAUUCUUAUCAAUGUGCAAAGUGAUAUGAUUUGUAAUUAAAUUGUGUACAAUACUUCUUAGAAUCAAUGGGAACUUCAAUACAAAUUGUGAUGUAGUUAUUGUCUAACUUGCAAACCUGUCCUAAUAAGAUGCAUUUAGUGUUUUUAACAAGUCAUUAUAAAGAUAGACAAAAUCAACAAUUUGAAAUGAAUUGUAAAUCAUGAUCUUUUAAAUGGUAUAUAUAAAAAUAAAUUUUUAUAAAAUA
This is a messenger RNA of Pecten maximus, 4244 nucleotides long. Its product is annotated as BUB3-interacting and GLEBS motif-containing protein ZNF207-like. The transcript is spliced from 9 exons. Gene Ontology annotation, cellular component: nucleus. Lineage: Eukaryota; Metazoa; Mollusca; Bivalvia; Pectinida; Pectinidae. The record is from RefSeq and is a predicted model, not a curated record. The coding region runs from base 64 to 1101 and encodes 345 amino acids.